AUGGAGGUCGCGAUGGUGAGCGCGGAGAGCUCAGGGUGCAACAGCCAUAUGCCUUAUGGCUACGCGGCCCAGGCCCGCGCCCGGGAGCGCGAGCGCCUGGCGCACUCGAGGGCCGCGGCCGCCGCCGCCGUCGCCGCCGCCACCGCGGCCGUGGAAGGUUCUGGAGGGGGUUCCGGAGGGGGCUCCCACCACCACCAUCAGGCGCGGGCGGCCUGCGCCUCCCACGACCCUCCGAGCGGCCGCGGGAGCCGCAGGAGGAGGCGCCCGCGGCCGGAGAGGAGGAGAGCCCACCUCCGGCAGGGCACCUUCCCGCACUGCGCAGAGCUGAUGCCCAGCGGCUCCGAGGAGAAGAUCCUGCGGGAGCUGAGCGAGGAGGACGAGGAGGAGGACGAGGAAGACGAGGAGGAGGACGAGGGGAGGUUCCCGCGCGGCGAGGAGGAGCGCGGCGACGAGGGCGCCUAUGCCGACCUGCUGCCCCCCGAGGCCGGGCCCGGCGGCGCCUACGCCGUGCGCUGCGGCGACUGCUGCGAGCGCGUGGUCAUCAACGUGUCGGGCCUGCGCUUCGAGACCCAGAUGAAGACCUUGGCGCAGUUCCCCGAGACCUUGCUGGGGGACCCUGAGAAGAGGACGCAGUACUUCGACCCUUUGCGCAACGAGUACUUUUUUGACAGGAACAGGCCUAGCUUUGAUGCCAUCUUGUAUUAUUACCAGUCAGGGGGCCGCCUCAAGAGGCCGGUCAACGUGCCCUGCGACAUCUUCACCGAGGAGGUGAAGUUCUACCAGCUGGGCGAGGAGGCCCUGCUCAAGUUCCGGGAGGACGAGGGCUUCGUGAGAGAGGAGGAGGACAGAGCCUUGCCGGAGAAUGAGUUUAAAAAGCAGAUUUGGCUUCUCUUUGAGUACCCGGAGAGCUCCAGCCCGGCGAGGGGCAUCGCCAUCGUCUCCGUCCUGGUCAUCUUAAUCUCCAUCGUCAUUUUCUGCCUGGAGACUUUGCCUGAGUUCAGGGACGACAGGGAUCUCAUCGUGGCCCUGAGCGCGGGCGGGCACGGUGGGUCCUUGAAUGACACCUCGGCACCCCACCCGGAGAACUCGGGGCACACGAUAUUCAACGACCCCUUCUUCAUCGUGGAGACGGUCUGUAUUGUUUGGUUUUCCUUCGAGUUUGUGGUUCGUUGCUUUGCUUGUCCCAGCCAAGCCCUCUUCUUCAAAAACAUCAUGAACAUCAUUGACAUUGUCUCCAUUUUGCCUUAUUUCAUCACCCUGGGCACCGAUCUGGCCCAGCAACAGGGGGGUGGCAAUGGUCAGCAGCAGCAGGCCAUGUCCUUUGCCAUCCUCAGGAUCAUCCGACUGGUCCGCGUGUUCCGGAUCUUCAAACUUUCCAGACACUCCAAGGGCCUGCAGAUCCUGGGCCACACCCUCAGAGCCAGCAUGCGGGAGCUGGGCCUUCUGAUCUUCUUCCUUUUCAUCGGGGUCAUCCUGUUCUCCAGCGCUGUGUAUUUCGCGGAGGCGGAUGAACCCACCACCCAUUUCCAAAGCAUCCCAGAUGCGUUCUGGUGGGCUGUGGUGACCAUGACGACUGUGGGCUAUGGGGACAUGAAGCCCAUCACUGUGGGGGGCAAGAUCGUGGGGUCCCUGUGCGCCAUUGCGGGUGUCCUGACCAUCGCUUUGCCUGUGCCCGUCAUUGUCUCUAACUUCAACUACUUCUACCACAGAGAGACUGAGAACGAGGAACAGACACAGCUGACACAGAACGCGGUCAGUUGCCCAUACCUCCCUUCUAAUUUGCUGAAGAAAUUCCGGAGCUCCACUUCCUCUUCCCUGGGGGACAAGUCCGAGUAUCUGGAGAUGGAGGAAGGAGUGAAGGAAUCUCUCUGUGCGAAGGAGGAGAAGUGUCAGGGAAAGGAGGAUGACAGCGAGACAGACAAAAACAACUGUUCUAAUGUGAAGGCCGUGGAGACGGAUGUGUGAAUCUUGCUCUCCGCCCGCCACUGCCCCUCCCCCAACCCCAGCAUCUCCAAAUAUAUUUAUGCAUAGAGAGUGCAGUUAUGAAAAUGAAAUAUGCAAAUGAAGCCAACGCAUACAGUAGUACGCCAUUUAAUGGUUACACAUGGCAUAAUUGUUACUAAACUUGUCUUACAUAUCCAAUAAAUGAUACAUCUUGGAGAAGAGAGAGGCUUAAAUAGGAGCUAAUCUAUCUUUAUAUUUUUUAUUAGAAUGCAAGAAUUUUGCACAUUAACUGGAAGAGAUGUUAGAAGUAAAGAUGGUUCCGUGGAGAGAACGUGUUUCUGUGUGUGCUGCGUGCGUGUGUGUAUGUGUGUAAGUAAAUUGUCAACGUUGUUAGUAAUCGUGCAGUGAUGGGGAAAGUUGGCAUUUUGAAGUAUUUACUAUGUAAGAACUAAUGAA
Equus quagga is the source of this 2400-nucleotide messenger RNA. It is a transcript of the gene KCNA4, whose product is annotated as potassium voltage-gated channel subfamily A member 4. Gene Ontology annotation, molecular function: protein binding; potassium ion binding; delayed rectifier potassium channel activity. Gene Ontology annotation, cellular component: membrane; voltage-gated potassium channel complex. Gene Ontology annotation, biological process: potassium ion transmembrane transport; protein homooligomerization. The record is from RefSeq and is a predicted model, not a curated record. The transcript has a single exon. The coding region runs from base 1 to 1965 and encodes 654 amino acids. Lineage: Eukaryota; Metazoa; Chordata; Mammalia; Perissodactyla; Equidae.